Messenger RNA from Tympanuchus pallidicinctus (lesser prairie-chicken), 6779 nucleotides. It is a transcript of the gene GPR155, whose product is annotated as G protein-coupled receptor 155. Gene Ontology annotation, cellular component: membrane. Gene Ontology annotation, biological process: transmembrane transport; intracellular signal transduction. The coding region runs from base 2466 to 5069 and encodes 867 amino acids. NCBI's taxonomy places the organism in Eukaryota, Metazoa, Chordata, Aves, Galliformes, Phasianidae. The record is from RefSeq and is a predicted model, not a curated record. The transcript has 16 exons.
ACUGCUGGACACUGGUAUAGUAGUGGUGAAAACUGCAGACGUGUUUCUUCCAAGCUGCAAACAACUACUGAUACAAGUGCAAGUGCAUGAUAUAAUGAACAAUCUUCUCCAUGAGUGUUUGGUUUGGCAGCAGGCAGGUGGGCCAGGCGAGCAGUUUCCCCACACUGAAAACUACUCAGCUCAGUGCAGGAGCCAUGCUGCCUGCUGAGUGCUGUGCCCCGGGCAGCCCGGGCUAUGUGCCUUAUGGAAGGGCAUGCUGCACAGCAAGGUGACAGCAAGGAUGUUCCCUGCCGUCCUUACCAGGGCGUUUCACCUUGCUUUUCCCCCAGCUCCUCCCUUCCCCGUGCCUCGCAGCCGGUGGCCAAGCCGGCGCUAGGUGGCACUUCGCGCUUGGCCUAAAUUUCUCUCUUUGCAGAGAGCGGCUUUAACAACAACGCCAGAACUCGAGUGUUGUGUCAGUGAGAGUCGUUUUGCCUCCGCCACCCUGCCGGGAGCACGAGUAACUCCCAGCUCGCAAUCUGUGCUCCUGUCGUGUUGCUGUUGGGAAUGUGAUUGCGUGCUCUGUGCUGUGGUCCAUCACUUCAGGAGCACCAUGAGCUUUGUGACUGCUGGGAAGGAGUUCACUCGGGACGUAUACAGCCUCAUUCUCCCGCGUGAUUACACAACUCUUAGGCAAGUAAAAUGCCAGUAUUGGCAUAAAAAUGAUGCAAGAGAACAACAUGUGUGACUCUGCCCUGUUUCAAUUUAACCUGAAAAUGGCAUGCUAUUAGGGCCAAACUAAGAAUUCGCCUGCAGCUGGAGAAGGAGUUAAGGAUAAGCACCGAAUACCUUUUGUUUGUUAAUAGAGUCAAAUGGCAAUAGCACAUAGUUGUAUGGAAGCCAUCCUGACAAUAUUCCAGCAUUAAAAUAAGAAUUUGCCCAAAUAUUUAAGAGAAGAAAUUCCUUCUCAUUGUGAGCCAGAGAAAUAGAAAACAGUCAGAAUGAGAUCCGCACAAGCGUAGGAAUGAAAUGCUGGCCACAAAGCUAAAAGAAAUGACAAACUGCUGAAUGCAAUCUGGAAAAGAUAUAGGGGAGAAUCUACAGAUUACAGAAAGAGAAGUAUGAAAACAGAGCAGGGAGAAAAAUAUCUGCAGUAGCUGAAGAGCUCAGCAAGGAGAGGGCUUACCUGUCACAGCUUGUGACAGGGGAUCAGGUAAGGGAAAAUGGUGUGGCAGAGAUGAAAUAGAGAUGAAAUAAGAGAACAAACUGUUGGGUUUCUAUCAAGGAAUAUAACGCACUACAUUCAAUACGUAUUUUUGGAUAAUGUUUAAACUAUGUUUGUACAGAUGCUUAUACAGGUGGGAUAUGGUGUGAUCACAAGUGGGAACUCAGUAAGUGCAGAACAUUUUACAGAAGCUUGGGUCAUAUUCUUCACAUAUCUCCAGAGCUCCCCCUUUGUGUUGCAGCAGUCAGUUUUGAUUCCUUUCACCUGCCAAAACAAUCACUCACCGAAUAAGAAACAGGUGCAGCAGAUUCCAUAUCAGAAAGAGCUUAUUUGUUCAGAGCAUCCUGCUUUAACAGGUUCCUGAGCAAAUCAGUAUUUACACUUGCUCACUUGCUUGUGUAUAUGUGGAGAACUGUUUUAUUAUUGUUGUUAUUUUUGUUCUUCAUAAGAGUUAGGAUGAACCUGUAUGGUGUGACUGAGAAUGCAUUACAGGCUGCACACAUCCAAAGAAGUGUGUGAGUAUUCUCAGAUCAAAUAGGACCGUAGCUCUUACAUCAUAUUUUUAAUUAUUUCAUCACCUACUGUUAACAUUGUGAAUGUAUAGAAUUGUAAAAUAUACUGUAAGAUUCUGUGCAUGGCAGGCAUGUUUUUAACUAGUAUGUGAGACAAAUGAACAAGACUUGAUAAUUAUCUUCCAUGUAAAGCACUCAAAAACACUAUGUUAAAGUGGUGGUUUGUUUGUUCGUUCGCUAUGUGAUAUUCUUGUUGUUAUUUUUCUUCAGCCUGGGUGAUUAACUUGUAAGUUCCUCUGUGACUGAGUCAGUCUCCAAGGUGAUAUACCAGAGACCAAAUGUAUGCAUGCAGAAUCUUCCACUUCAAUGGGAGACACAGCAAUGCUGCUAUUUUGGAAGAAAUCAGCUAGAGCUAUUCUGAAUUCCAUUGAAUUCAAUGCAGUAUAAUUUGAACUUUUAUUUCUCGCUUUUUGCUUUAAUGAGGUGAAUGUCACUUUACAGCAUUUAUUUUGCUUACUGACAAGGUUCAGUUCCUUUCACCAGGCUUAAACAUGCGUACACAUUGCUGAAGAUUUGGGUUGAUGUUCUGCAAGCUGGCUGUUAGCUCUUUUUAUUGUCUUUUGUCAGGUGCAGUGUUGGGAAGGGUACGAUUGCACCCAUAGGUAUUUGAAGUGCCAGUAACAGGUGCCCAUGUCUCAGCUGCAGGACCGUGGGAUGUGAGCAAGGUACAGCAGAGAUGAGAUCAUUGAAUGCUCUUUUUUUGCAAGAAGUCGUCAAAGGAAAUGGAUAGCUAUUCUGACUUCAGUGCAAAGAACCUGUCUUCAUCAGCUAAUAUGUCUAUCUCUUUGCCGGAACAAGUUGGACUCAAUGCCACCGAUGGUCCUCCUUCUAUGUCAAUAAGCAGGCUUUUUCCAGCCCUAUUAGAAUGCUUUGGAAUAAUUCUUUGUGGCUAUGUAGCCGGCAGAGCCAACAUUAUCACAUCAACUCAAGCUAAAGGACUAGGCAAUUUUGUCUCCCGUUUUGCACUCCCAGCUCUACUGUUCAAAAACAUGGUGUUACUUAACUUUUCUGAUGUAAAUUGGUCCUUCCUGUACAGUAUCUUAGUUGCCAAAGCUGCCGUGUUUUUCAUAGUCUGUGUUCUAACAUUAUUGGUAGCCAGUCCUGAGAAUCGAUUUAGCAAAGCAGGUUUGUUCCCUAUUUUUGCUACACAAAGCAAUGACUUUGCACUGGGAUACCCAAUAGUUGAAGCUCUAUACCAAACCACUUACCCAGAGUAUCUCCAGUACAUUUACCUAGUGGCUCCAAUAUCUCUUAUGAUGCUAAACCCUCUGGGUUUUAUCUUCUGUGAAAUCCAGAAGUGGAGAGACAAUCGCACUGUGUCCCACAGCAAAAUCAAAAUAGUGGGCCUAGCACUCCUUCGAGUUCUGCAGAACCCAAUUGUAUUCAUGGUCUUCAUAGGAAUUGCCUCAAACUUUAUUCUUGGCCAGAAAAUUCCUGAUUACCUUGAAAAUUUCCUUGAUGGACUGGGCAGUUCAUUUUCUGGCUCUGCACUUUUUUACCUUGGACUAACUAUGGUGGGACAAACAAAAAAACUGACAAAGGGUAUGUUUGUUGCACUGAUCCUCCUCAUCACAGCUAAACUACUUAUGAUGCCAUUUCUCUGUAGAGAAAUGGUGGAACUCCUGGACAAGAGCAGCAGCACAGUCAACCAUACCAGUUUAUCAAACUAUGCAUUUCUUUAUGGAGUUUUUCCAGCAGCACCUGGUGUUGCAAUAUUUGCAACUCAAUUUAAUAUGGAAGUAGGAAUUAUUACCUCAGGCAUGGUGAUAAGCACUUUUGUGUCUGCACCCAUCAUGUAUGUUUCUGCAUGGCUUUUGACCAUUCCAUCCAUGGAUCCCAACCCACUGGCAUCUGCGCUGCAGAAUGUUAGCUUUGACAUAAGUAUUGUCAGCCUUGUUUCUCUGAUUUGGUCUCUUAUUGUUGUUCUUCUGAGUAAGAAAUACAAACAGCUUCCUCAUAUGAUUACAACAAAUCUACUCGUUGCUCAGUUUAUUGCUUGCAUUGGAAUGGUGAUAUGGAAUUUCACUGUUAAACAGAAAGAUGUAACUGUGCAGAUCCUAGUAUUUAUAUUUCUGUACAGUUCACUUUAUAGCACCUACCUGUGGACAGGGUUUUUAUCUUUCUCUUUGUUUCUGUUGAGGAAGAGAGAAACAGUGAGGAUUCCCAUCGGGUUUAUAAUCAUAGCUGGAUGGGGAGUCCCGACGCUUCUGAUAGGAAUCUUGUUAAUAGUUGGUGAACGUAACAGCAAUAGCAUUGACUCUGCCUUUUUCUAUGGAAAACAUCAGAUAAUCACCACAGCAGUGGUCCUGUUCAUCAGCAUAUUGAUGUCAGGCAUCUCACUUAUGUGCAUGAACAGAAAUAGACAGGAGUCGAACUAUGAGGUACUGAACCCAUAUUCACCUCACGGCCAAGUGGAAGGGAACGAGGGGAAUCAAGUUUCAGCCACUGUGCCUCAACCUUCUGCAGGAUCUUCUGCACAACUUUCUCCUGCACAACCUUCUGCAGGUUGUUCUGCACAGCUGUCUGCAGAAAGAGGUUGCUGUUCUUGUCAAACAACAAAUGGGGAAAUACCCUGUGCUAAGGAGGGCAAAACAGUGCCAAAUACUGUUGAAAACAAGGUUCCUUCAAUUGAGACAGCCGAUCAGUGUGUGAAUCAGUGUAGUGCUCAGACCUGUGUGCUGGCUCAGGAAGAACAGCUUCUACAGACUGCAGACAAACAGCUGGCCAGACACGUGCUGCUGUGCUUGCUUCUUGUUGUUGGCCUUUUUGCUAAUCUUUCCAGCUGUUUAUGGUGGCUGUUCAACCAAGAACCUGGAAGACUGUAUGUGGAAUUGCAGUUCUUUUGUGCUGUGUUUAAUUUUGGUCAGGGCUUCAUUUCCUUUGGUAUUUUUGGCUUAGAUAAGCAUUUAAUCAUUCUGCCAUUCAAGCGAAAGCUUGAAUUGCUCUGGGGAGGAAGAGAAGCAGAAGGGCGUGCAGAUCACACUCUACCUGAGGAAAUCAGGAUGACCUGUCAACAGUUUGUUCAUUAUCACAGAGAUCACUGUGUCAAAAGCAUUGUCAAAGGCAGAAGGUGUGGUGCAAAGACCUCCACUGGCAUCUUCUUUGGCUGUGAUCUGGUGAACUGGCUCAUCCAAGUUGGCCUCGCCUCUGACCGUGGUGAAGCUGUGAUGUACGGAGACAGACUGAUGAAAGGAGGUGUCAUCCAGCAUAUUACAAAUGAAUUUGAAUUUCGGGAUGAAUAUUUAUAUUACCGCUUUGUUCAAAAGAGAGCAACUACAGCUGAGAGCCAAUGACCUGAGCAUGUAGACAGAGGGCAGGCAGGUAGGGGUAAAUGUGACCAUCUCUUCUGGGUUUGCUGCUGAAACUGGAAGUGGUUCUUUCUCAGGGCUCCUUGGAGGGUCCUGUUACCUUCUCGUGUAAAGUUCAGAAAUGUGGUUCUACUUCUGUCUAUUCUGAAGCAAAUGAUAGCCAUUCUCAGUAAGUGCUAAACCAGAAAGCAACUAGAUCACAGCAGGAUACUCUGGAUUUCUUCCAUUUUCAGCAAAACAAAUAGUAAAUUAAUAUGCAUCACUGACAUAUUAUACAGACACAACAGCAACUUUAGUGACUGGUGUCACAAUGGAAAAAAACAUAUCAGAGGGGAAUAUUUCAUGUCACUGUAUGUUUUAUAGUAUUUCAGCGUGAUGCAAUCUUGAUCCUUGUUCAAGGUCAAGCUCCCACUUCAUAGAAAUAAGACUUAUUCCAUCAUAUCUCUUUUUUUACUACUGCAUACUUUUGCAUAACACCAGAAACUUUUUCUGGCUGUUUACACCUCACACCAAGCAGUUUGUUUCCCCUUUAAAUAUAAAAUCCUCCUUUUCUAAUAAUAGAAUUCUUAUGAAGAGAUUACAACGUCAUAGAAUUAAAGCUGAGGAAAUAAGGAGUAAAUAAAAAAUAGUUUUCUACAAAGAUACUUCAGAAACAUACAAUAAUAAUCCCCACUUCUCAAAUUAGGAAACGAUGAUGUAUUCUUACAUAAACAGCUGAUCCUGAAGUUUUCUCUUUUAGUGGUGGUAACAGCUUUGUCAAGAGUGGAUUUUUACUUUCUGGAGUAAGCCUCCAUUAUAAUUCAGAAGUGCCAGCCUCAGAUAGAGAAUGUGUAGAAGCCUAGGACACCUGUGCAAGUCAAGAUCCAACAUUUUAUUAAGCCAUGAGAUCUUUUAAAUAACAUGCAUUGACUUCUAAGUCUAUUCUAUAAACAACCCUAAUGGAGCAUCAAGGUUAAGGUUUACAAAAGCUGGAGAUAUUAGAAUGUUGUUAUUAUUGGGCAUGUAACAGAGUUUUCAAAUAGGCCUCAGGUAUCCCUCUGUGAUGUUAAGUGGUUAAUCCAGUGUCAUUCAGAUUCUCAUGCACUGAAAGCAAAAACUUCAAGAGUAGUUUGAAGAGGUUAAAGACAAAUUGCAGUAUCUGAUAGCCAUUACGCUGCUAGGAAAAGCAGUUCUAAUGCUGAAAGAAGGCAUUUAUUUGUCUAUAUAAAAUGUUAUAUAAUGAGGGAAAGGAACAAAAAUACUAAAAUAGUAUUUGCACAUCUGGAAUAGUCAAGGAAAUGACUUUUUAAAAAAGCAUCCUUUAAUUUAACUUUAUUUUUUAAAUACAGAUUUUAUGACAGCUACUUAUGUGUCUACUCUGUAUUAAGAACUGAAAAUGAUUUUAGCAGCAUAAUCUAUUGUUCAGGAAACAGUCAUUUUAUGGUAGCUAUAACUUUGCAAAAGAUUUCAGUCUUAUUGCAAACCUUCAGUGUACUCUGACACAUAACUACAUAGGUACACUACACAAACUGAUAUAUUUUAAUGGUUCCAGCAACAAGGUAAUUGGGCUGUGGCCACAAAAGAAAACGAUAGUUUGAUUUCCAUUAGAAUUGCUGAAGACAUCAGACAUUUUGGAAUGACUAGAUAUACAUGUCUAAAGAGCAGAAGCUAUAUUCUAAAUAUUGUAACUUAUUAAUAAAUCUGAUAUUGAUUUCA